Quercus robur (English oak) is the source of this 831-nucleotide messenger RNA. RefSeq lists its product as uncharacterized. The transcript has a single exon. NCBI's taxonomy places the organism in Eukaryota, Viridiplantae, Streptophyta, Magnoliopsida, Fagales, Fagaceae. The record is from RefSeq and is a predicted model, not a curated record. The coding region runs from base 1 to 831 and encodes 276 amino acids.
AUGAACCUCGCCACACCCUCCAAUCCCAACACGAAUCGAAACCCACCAUCACCAAAAGGCCAAUCAGAAUGCAGCAAUUGCGGCAAGGCAAGCCAAUCAGGCGGGUCCCACACCGACACCCACAACCACAAGUGGGCCCAGUUCCAUUUCCACCACGUCAGGCUCCGAGGCGUCGACCGUCUCCUCUGCACCUCCUGCGUCCUCCGCCUCCACCCUUCUUCCUUCUGCCCUCUCUGCUUUGACCAAUUUACCCCUCCCAACCCCCCAAUUCACAACCAUACCCCUUGCUCCAAAUGCUCCUCUCUCACCCACUCCCACUGCCUCCCCACCACCACCACCACCACCAACAACCCUUCUUCUUCUUACCUUUGUCCUCCUUGCUCUGACCCCAAUUUCUCCUUCUUCCAAUUCCAACCCCACACCGCCACCCGCCUCGACACCCGCUCCGCCUCCGUCCUCCUCUGCGCCGCCCGCAUUGCCUCCGCCUCGAUGACCAAGGCUGCUGCCGUGGCGCGCGCCGAGGCCGAGAGGAAGGUCCGCGAGGCUGCAGCUGCCAAGAAGCGCGCACGCGACGCCAUGGAGCAUCUAGCCAUGGUGGAGGCUAAAGCAGGCCGGAAGGACUACUGCAUUGAAAACAAGAAUAAAGAUGGGGUUUUGAGUAAUGGGAAUUUGAAGUCUUUGGAAAGCGUGGUUCCCAAGAAUAAUAACAAUAACAAUAGUUGUAGUAAUGGGGUUGGUGGGGUUUUCGAGGAGAGAAAAUUGGAGGUUGAGUGUAGGGCAAGUAAUGCGAAUGGGAUGCAGAGCGAAAAUGGGAAGGAAAAUGAGAGCUAG